GGUGGCCCGCGCAUUCGUGGAACACUACUAUCGGACCUUCGACACGAACCGUGCUGGCCUUGCGGGUCUGUAUCAGGACAACUCGAUGCUGUCCUUUGAGGGAGCAAAGACGCAGGGCGCCGCCGCCAUCACCGCCAAGCUCACCGGCCUCCCAUUCCAACAGUGCCAGCACAACAUAUCCACCAUUGAUUGUCAGCCAUCCGGUCCUGCAGGUGGUGUGCUCGUCUUCGUUAGCGGUUCCCUACAGCUCCCCGGCGAGCAGCACGCGCUUAAGUUCAGCCAGAUGUUCCAUUUGAUACCAACACCACAGGCUAGCUUCUAUGUGCUGAAUGAUAUUUUCAGGCUGAACUAUGCCUGAGAUCCCACUGUUUGAAGAACUUAAAGAACAUAAAUUCUCCUUAUGCUUGUAUGUUUCCCAUCAAUGUUUAUGCGUAUUUAUUUAUUUUGCACUCUUGAUGCUAUUUGUCUGCCUCUUCUGUCAAAUUAAUGGCAGGUUGCUCUGCAUCUCUCAAAAUUAUGCUUGAUUAAACUUUUGAAAAUCUUUAUCGGUCUUUUGCGUUACUUUUAUUUGUACCACUACUAUUGCAGGAGACAAUCAUGUAAGCUUUAUGUCUGGUUUUCCAUUUAUAAAGAAGGAUUUGUGUUUU
Messenger RNA from Dendrobium catenatum, 647 nucleotides. Its product is annotated as nuclear transport factor 2B. NCBI's taxonomy places the organism in Eukaryota, Viridiplantae, Streptophyta, Magnoliopsida, Asparagales, Orchidaceae. Bases 86 to 358 code for a protein of 90 amino acids. Gene Ontology annotation, cellular component: nuclear pore central transport channel. Gene Ontology annotation, biological process: nucleocytoplasmic transport. The record is from RefSeq and is a predicted model, not a curated record. The transcript has 2 exons.